AUGCCGCGUCCUGGCAGCCUAAAGGACCCAGACAUCGCGGAACUAUUUAGUAAACAUGAUCCUGAAAAGAUCUUCGAGGACUUGCGUGAGAUCGGCCAUGGAUCUUUCGGCGCGGUCUACUACGCUCGCUGCAAUCUCACCAAGGAGAUUGUGGCUAUCAAGAAGAUGUCAUACUUGGGGAAACAGAGCGAGGAGAAAUGGCAGGAUAUUUUGAAGGAGAUAAAGUUUCUGAAGCAGUUAGACCAUCCAAAUACAAUAGAGUACAAGGGCUGUUAUAAGCGUGAGCAUACGGCAUGGCUUGUUAUGGAGUACUGUGUUGGUUCUGCUUCAGAUAUUAUUGAGGUUCACAAACGGCCUUUGAGAGAAGAAGAAAUUGCAGCGAUUUGUGAAGGAGUUGUGUGCGGACUAUCAUAUCUUCAUAGUCUUGGGAGAAUUCAUCGUGACAUCAAAGCUGGAAAUAUCUUGCUCACUGAAAAUGGCACAGUCAAGCUGGCAGACUUCGGUAGUGCAAGCAUUAAAUGUCCAGCCAACAGUUUCGUGGGCACUCCGUAUUGGAUGGCGCCAGAGGUUAUUUUGGCGAUGGACGAGGGACAGUAUGAUGGGAAGGUGGAUGUGUGGUCUCUUGGUAUAACGUGCAUCGAGUUGGCGGAACGUAAGCCCCCUUACUUCAAUAUGAAUGCCAUGUCAGCACUUUAUCAUAUAGCUCAGAAUGAUUCGCCAACACUACAAGCUCCUGAAUGGACAGAUACUUUUCGUUAUUUCGUUGAAGCCUGUCUUCAAAAAAAUCCUCAAGACCGACCAUCUUCCACAAAAUUGUUGUCCCAUCCAUACAUAACGAGGCCGCGCUCCCCUAAUGUGCUGGUGGAUUUAAUACAGAGGACGAAGGCUGCUGUGCGAGACCUAGAUAACCUCAGCUACAGAAAGAUGAAAAAGAUAUUAAUGAUAGAUGCAGACAACGAGAGUGCCUUUGGAGACAGUGAAGAAACGGCGGAAGAGCGAUCUGGUGGUGACAGCUCGAAGUCCAAUUCGGCGACUUCUGAGCACAGCGUAGCUGGUGCUUCUAGCCAGAGCUCUUCCUCUGGCAGUCUGCGGCGAAGACCUCAUCCCAUCAAUGCCAAUCAUCAUGGGCAGCAUCAACAACAGUCGCAAUACCAACAAUUCAAUCACCAGCAUUCUUCUCAUUCUGCCAGAGAGAGUGAGAGCCCUCUGCCGGCUUCACACGACGACUACGUCAAUAGGGACGCGUUGCGGGAUUACGCGAAUCGAGAUUCUCUAUGCGAUGACUACAGCGAGGACUACGCGAACAGAGAAGCGAUACGUGAGGCACAGAGAGAGAGGGAAAGGGAGAGGCAGGCCAACGAGUAUAGGGAGUACGUUAAUGCGCCGUCAACGUGGCAGCAAGACAGUGGAGACGACAACAGGAACACCCAGCGCCGUGCUACCCAUAGGGGUGUUAGCAAUAAUGUGUCGGCAGCAAUAUCACUUGUAUCGGAACAUGGUGCAAACAAUUUUGCUACAAUACGAACUACCAGCAUCGUCACAAAGCAGCAGAAAGAACAUAACCAUGAGAUGCACGAGCAGAUGUCCGGGUACAAGCGGAUGCGGCGUGAGCACCAGGCGGCGCUGCUGAAGCUAGAGGAGCGCUGCAAGGCCGACGUGGACGCGCACAAGGCACAGCUCGACCGCGAGUACGAUGCGCUGCUGCAGCAGCUCUCCCGCGACCUGGAACGCCUGCAGACAAAGCAUGCGCAAGAGUUGGAGCGAAAACAAAAGCAAAAUGCUGCGGCGGAGAAGAAGUUGAUCAAGGAUAUUACUGCGAGGCAGGAGCAAGAGCGCAAGGCGUUUGAAGCGCAACGUAAACGCGAGUAUAAGGCGAACAAGGAGCGCUGGAAAAAAGAACUCAGUAUGGAUGAUGCCACACCCAAGAGACAGAGGGAUGCGACAUUACAAUCGCAAAAAGACAACCUGAAGCAGGCGGAGGAGGCAGAGCAGGCUCGACUGGUGCGGUCUCAGCGCGAGUACCUGGAGCUGGAGCUGCGCCGCUUCCGUCGGCGCCGCAUGCUCGCCAUGCACUACAAAGAGCAGGAGCUGCUGCGAGAGGAACUAAAUAAAAGGCAACAACAGUUAGAGCAAGCUCACGCGAUGCUGUUACGGCAUCACGAAAAGACGCAAGAACUAGAGUAUAGGCAGCAGAAGGGUGUGCACGCAUUAAGAGAGGAGCAACUGGCGAACCAGCAUGCGACGGAACUGGCCAACCAGCGCGACUACAUGCAGAGGCAGGAGCACGACCUUCGCAAGAAACAUGCGCUGCAACUUAAGCAGCAGCCCAAGAGUCUUAAGCAAAAGGAAAUGCAAAUCCGAAAGCAGUUCCGGGAGACUUGUAAGAUACAGACACGUCAGUAUAAGGCGCUCAAAGCGCAAAUCCUGCAGAUGACACCGAAAGAACAGCAAAAAGAAGUCAUAAAAGCACUGAAAGAUGAGAAGCGACGCAAAUUGGUAAAACUUGGCGAGCAGUAUGACCUUAGCAUCACUGAUAUGCUGCAGAAGCAGACCAUCAAGCUUGAUGAAAGUCAGAUGAUGGAGUGCCAACAGAAGAAGAUGCAACUGGAGCAUGAGUUGGAUAUGCUGACGGCGUACCAGAGCAAGAGCAAAAUGCAGGCGGAGGCGCAGCGCAACCGCGAGCGCCGCGAACUCGAGGAGCGUGUCGCCGUCCGUCGGGCGCUGCUCGAGCAGAAGAUGGAGUCUGAAUGCGCUCAAUUUAUGGCCGAGCGCGCGGAACGAACUCGUUUGAUGCACGAGAGGCACGAACAAGAGCUCGCGCAGUUCGACAAUGAGAGCGCGCGCCUUGGUUUUAGUGCAAUGGCGAUCGCGGAAGGCAGCCGGGAGGGCUACGGAGAGGAGGAGCAGUCAUUGUCCGGUUCUAUGCUUUCGUUGGCGCACAGCAACUCUUCGGCCAGCUUCCCCGCAGGAUCGCUUUAA
Messenger RNA from Parnassius apollo (apollo), 2979 nucleotides. The record is from the annotation of a GenBank genome assembly. NCBI's taxonomy places the organism in Eukaryota, Metazoa, Arthropoda, Insecta, Lepidoptera, Papilionidae.